Messenger RNA from Prosopis cineraria, 2195 nucleotides. Its product is annotated as transcription factor bHLH112-like. The record is from RefSeq and is a predicted model, not a curated record. Gene Ontology annotation, molecular function: DNA-binding transcription factor activity, RNA polymerase II-specific; protein dimerization activity; RNA polymerase II cis-regulatory region sequence-specific DNA binding. Gene Ontology annotation, biological process: regulation of transcription by RNA polymerase II. Lineage: Eukaryota; Viridiplantae; Streptophyta; Magnoliopsida; Fabales; Fabaceae. Gene Ontology annotation, cellular component: nucleus. The transcript is spliced from 7 exons. Bases 205 to 1596 code for a protein of 463 amino acids.
UGGUAAUAUCCACUUUUCAUACCCUAAUUAUAACCGUUUCCCAUAUAAAAAUAAUCUCAUUUCUCUCUACCCUUUAAUCCAACCUGAGAUUCUACCCAUCAAAAUCCUGCAGUUUCAGAAGAGCAUACACACACACACACACACACACACACACACAGAGACACGCACAGACACGCACCGGAUUCAAUCAAGCUGGAUCCAGCCAUGGCAGAAGAGUUUGAAGCUGCUGGGAUUUGUGGUGGGAAUUGGUGGAAUAUGAGUACUUGUUCAUCAAGAAGUGUAUUAUUUCCUCUCAUCACCUCAUCGCCAUCAUCAUCCCUCUGUUCUAUUGCAGCAAAUAGCGAUGGAGGCAACUUUAGUUGUACUUGGCAAACUGAUAGUCUCGUAGAUCUGAAGUCGCCUUUAGCUUCUGUUCAUCAUCAUCAUCAUGAUUCUCUGGGUUUUCUCGUUCAGCAGGAGCAAAACCAGAAUGAAUCACCAUCAGCAGCAGCAACUACUGAAAAUAAUGGAAACAUAAUGAUGGAUUCCACCUUGGGCUUUGCAUCAACUACUUCAUCCAAUAAUUGGAAUAACCACUCUUUGCUUGGGAGACCAGAAAGAAAUUUUCAUUCUGUGCUUGAAGAAGAAGCUGGUGGUGUAGAUUCUUCGAAUUCAGAAAUGAUCCAAAAGGAUUGGAGCCCGAGCAAGGGACAGGUUUCAUCCAUUAAAGAUGCUUUCAAGCCCAUGAACCAAGAAUUUGCAAUAGAUCAACAGAAUAAUCUGAGUUGUGCCUCAUAUGGUUACGGCCUAUACGAUAAUGAUGAUGAUGAUGAACAUAAUAAUCGUCUUCAUCAUCAUCAUCAUCUUCAACCACAGCCACAACCAGAGGACUCGCUUUUUACCAACCCUUCUGUGGCUUAUAAUAGUUACAACAACAAUCCAUCCAAUGAAGUUUCGCCAUGUAAUUGGUCCAAAGUCUCUGAGCACUUUUUGAAGCAGCCUUCGAUGCCAAAACAGCAGCUCGGUGGACUCCACUUUUCAAACAACAACAACAACAACAAUUCUCCUUUUUGGAAUAAUGCCUCAGCUGAAGCCCUUGAUGACGUACCAGCACCACAUGUUUUUGUUUCAUCUCAACAAUCUCAAACUUUUGAACAGCACAAACCCAUUUGCUCAGCUCUCUUAACCAAGCACAAAAGAGAAGAGGCUCCUGUUUGUGAACCGGCUGCAUUCAAAAGGCCCAGAAUUGAAACCCCAUCACCACUGCCAACUUUUAAGGUUCGAAAAGAAAAGUUAGGGGACCGAAUCACUGCUCUUCAGCAAUUGGUUUCACCUUUUGGAAAGACUGACACGGCAUCUGUCCUUCACGAAGCUAUCGAGUGCAUCAAGUAUCUUCAUGAUCAAGUCAGCGUUUUGAGUGCUUCAUAUUUGGACAACGGACCUCCUGUCCAACACUAUCAGCGUUGUGAUGAGAAAGAAUCAAAAGGGACAAAACAAGAUUUAAGAAGCCAUGGAUUGUGCUUGGCACCAAUAUCGAGCACUUUCUCACUUGCUAACUAUGAGAUGAUGGCUUCUGAGUUAUGGACGCAUGCAUAUGGAGGAGCUCUCAUGAGAUAGAUAGAUAGAGAGAAGACGAAUCACAUACCAAUGAGACAGCAGUCAAAAACAUAGUUGGAAUCUUCAAAAGUAUAUAUGAAGGUUGUGAAGAAGUGUACAUAUUAUUUCAAGUGACGAGAAAGAAAGUGACAUGAUAGUAAUGGAAAGUGUAUGCUUAUUAAGUAGGACUAAUUUUCUCUCUGUCAGGAUACUGUUCUUUUUCAUCUCACUUCAGAAAUAUUGUAAUUAACCCAAUUAUUAGCUAUCUGGAAAAGGAAGAAGCAGACAUCCAAGCUACAAGUGGUGAUCGUGGAAGAAAAAGAGAAGAAAAGAGAAAGAAAAGGAUUUGUAACCUAGUUACAGAGAAUAACAUGAAAUACUGGGCCAGCCGUGUUUAUAUAUAUAUAUAUAUAUAUAUCACACCGAAUGCUGUAGGUGGCAAGCAAGUGAUUAUUGACCAGUGAAAGAGAAUAUAUGAGUGUAUAUAUAUAAUGGCUGGCUAAGCAAGCAACUUUAUAAUCUUCUCAUGAAUAUCAUUUGUACUGUUGCUAAAUUCUGCUCUAUUUCACUUAAUUACGGCUGAAUAUUGAGGCUAAUAUAGAGAAGCCCUCUGUUUGUGC